AUGUGCUCCACUGGAGUCCUACUAGCUCGCGCAUGUGCUGUGCUCAUGUGUUGGGCCGUCGUGGCGCGAGCACCGCCGGCCAAGGUCCAUGCCGCCGGGACAGGGAAUGGGCACCUUGGUAUCCCUACCAAUGCCUCCCAGGCGCACUGUCCCUCCUACUGUGGGGAUGUCAAAAUCUCGUACCCCUUUGGGAUAGGGCCGGGCUGCUUCCGGCAAGGCUUCGAGCUCACCUGCUACAACACAACUGGUUCUCCCAGGCUGUUCCUAGGAAACUCAACUCAGGUGACUUCUAUAGAUGUCGUCAGCAAUUAUGUUUUGGCUUCUGCUGUUGGGUACAAUAUCACCAUGGGCUUAGGUGUGGACACCUACAUGAUCACCAAGUCCUGGAAGGUCCCUACUGAGGGUGUCAUUCUACGUGAAACCCAAAUGUAUGUUGUUGGCUGUGGUGUCGAAGUAUACAUGCUCGGUGAUAAUGCGACGGAUCUCAUUGGUUCUUGCAUGAGUAUUUGCCCAGAUAAUAGAGAGAUCAUGGAGAGGGCAAACAUGGGCUACGGUGCCUGUGAAGGGUUUGGCUGCUGCGCCAUCUGGUCAUCAUUAGCGGGCCGGCAAGCAAUUACUCUCAAGCUUGGCCGCCGCAAUAGUACGAUUGCACUGUUAGAUGAGGCGCGCUCUAGUAUCAAGGUCAUCUUUUCGGAAUACUAUCACUUCGUUAUAGGUGAUCUUUAUGCAAGUUGGGUGAAUACAAGCAAUGUUCGAGGUAUGUUACUUGACAUUGCAAUCACGGACCGACCAAGCUGCGCAAGUGCCCAAUCCCAAGAGAACAACGAUACCUAUGCAUGUAAUAGUGAAAGCAUCUGCAGGGAUCUACCAGUAUCUCGAGGAGGCUACAAUUGCUUCUGCCCUGGUCAAAUGGAAGGCAACCCCUAUGUUGUAGCUGGCUGCAUAGGUUCGUGUGCCUCUCUCUGCUUCUUUUUUCGCAUGACUUAA
This is a messenger RNA of Miscanthus lutarioriparius, 987 nucleotides long. The record is from the annotation of a GenBank genome assembly. NCBI's taxonomy places the organism in Eukaryota, Viridiplantae, Streptophyta, Magnoliopsida, Poales, Poaceae.